Periophthalmus magnuspinnatus is the source of this 8805-nucleotide messenger RNA. RefSeq names its product bromodomain adjacent to zinc finger domain protein 2B-like. The record is from RefSeq and is a predicted model, not a curated record. Gene Ontology annotation, molecular function: protein binding; DNA binding. Lineage: Eukaryota; Metazoa; Chordata; Actinopteri; Gobiiformes; Gobiidae.
AAUGGUUAGGAGCAUUUUAAAGUUAGCGCUACAUCAUCACCUUUAAUGAUAAAUGUCGCAUGUCAUAAAAACAGUCCGGAUUGUCUCCUGGUUUUGACUGUUGUGUCCGCUGCAGAAAUAGUAAGUUUUCAUUGUGUGGCAGUAGUGAGCUGACGUCAGGUCGGUUCCUUGAAGUGGGGCUGAAUAAACCUUGAGAAGAGUCUCCUUCAAUCUACUGUGAGUAACUAACACACAACCUCACACACCGACACUCAAUUACUACUGCCCAAUUCUCUUCUAUAUCACUCGCCCACGACCUCUUCCGUAGCCGAAACCGACCAACAAGGAAAAAAGAGACGACAAGACCGAGCCAGAAGUAUUCGCAGAAGUCAAAAACCCACGUUGGACAUAAGUAAAGUGACUAAAACAAGGUGUUACUGCAGUGAUGUCAAAGAGCUGAAGACAUCUCGAACAAUAUGGAGUCCGGAGAGCGGCUGGCCUCUCCUGUGCCCACCCUGUCUGCGGCGCGCACCUCCUCUCCCGCGGCUUCCUCCUCCUCCUCCUCCUCUUCGUCACCCGCGCCACACUCAAAGAGCAGCCUGGCCCCGAGCCCUUCUGGACUGGCAUCCACCCUUAGUAACUCUGCCCGGUUGUUCGGGACAGCGGGAGAACAGCCUUUCAUUGGCUCCACAUUGUCAAGUGCCUUUCCUUUGGUCAACCACCCAGCCUUCGGAGCGCUGUACACUGCCGGAGCGGGACGGCCCGAGUUUGGAGGCCUGGGGUCCCUGGGCAUGUCCGCUGCUCUGGCCGCUCACCCCCAGCUAGGAGCCCUCUCUGAGUGGUGGAGAGCUGCCGAGGCCCAUGGACGGGGAGCCGCUGCCUUUCUCCCGUCUUUCAUCGGGUUCCCUCCGUUUUUUACUCCUCACAUGCAGCCCAACCACAGCGCGAGUCCAGUCCAGAUGAGGCUGCCCAGCAAAAACAGCCACUCCCCACCUAAAGGAAUGAAUGGGGCAGUUAAUGGUAGUGUGGUCUGUCCUCCAUCCACACAAUCUGGGCGCUUUUCCCCAAGUUCUGCUCCAGUUCAGACUUCUGCCAAAUCAACAAAACAUCCAGAGCCCUCCAAUAGUCAACGUAGCAGCCCCUCCAACAAGCCAGCAGCAUCGGUAGAGAAGACACAUAAAACUAAAGAGAAGAAGUCACGAAAGAAGCCAGCAGACGGCUCCACAGCCAGCCACAGUGAAUCGGGCUCCUCUUCCGACAUUUCAACUGAUGGGUCUCUCAGCAGCGACCUGGAGGAUCUGCCUGAGGAUGAUGAAGAUGAUGAUGAUGAGGAAGAGGAUGAAGAGGACGAGGACAAACCCAAUGAACCUUUGGAUUCAGACAAACGGGCCAAGAAGAAAUCAAAAGUUUUAAUACAGAACAAUGUGAAGGCAGACAGACCCCUCUCUGUAGCAUCCACAGCAGAGACCCAGGCAAAGACAGAGCCCAAAACUCCAAAGGUCCCAUCCACCCCUCCAUCCCUGGUGCCCUUGUCCUGCUCAGUAUCGCCCCCUGCCCCAUCCCAAACCUCACCGCUGGCCCUGCACAACUCCAGGCCACGUACAGAGCAGCACUUCAGUGUGAUCCAGUCCACCGGUUUGGCUGCCAACUCAAAGCCCAUGGCACUGGUAACACACAGAGUGUCUUCACCUUCCUCAUCCCCCAUUGCUCUCACAACAUCCCCCAAAGCUCUUUCCCGUACGGUCUCCCCCAAACUUCUGCCCUCCUCGUCCCCACAGCACCUGCCCCUGUCCCUGUGCUCGUCCCCCAAACCCCUGUCUGUCCCCUCUCCCCCGCGCUCUGCCCUCCCGAUGUCUACCUCCCCCAAACCCUUCUCUUUGACCUCGCCUGUAACAAGCUCCCAGAAGCGGACGCUAAAGCCUCCUCAGCACGCGGCAGGAGGCAAGCCCAGCAAGAGGAAGCUGCUGGAGGCUUCACUGGCUCAAAUCAAUGAGUUCAGGCUCAAACAGACCCUCGGGUCCCAGGGGCAGUUGUUCCCAGCUGAGCUUAAAAAGCAAACGGGACCCAGGUCUCCCAAGAGGACUUCUCUGUCUCCACUGCCUCCCGUGCCUGCUCCCCAGAACAAUCACUCCAACCUGUUCCUUUCCAGUGCCCUGCUGGGGCUCCCCGAACCCCACCACCCCAACGGAGUCAUCCAAAGCACCACUCAGGACGCACCUUUGGCCCUCAUCACCAAACCACGCAAAGACUCUGCCCCCCAAGGCAAGUCGUCUCACUGCGACUCUGAUAGUGGGUCAAUGCCUGUCAAUCUGAGCACAGGGGCCAGCCGCACCCAGUCACAGCCCCCCACUACCUCACCCCAUUCCACAGGCCAUGGAUCCAGAAAGAACAAGAGCCUUCUGGUUAAGGGACACAGCUUGGGGCUGGGGCAGGCACAGGCGGAUGCUUUAACUGCAUGGAAAGGCCUCCCCCAAAACCACUUGGUCCAGUCUCUGGUGGAUUUGUUUCGAGGAGGAGAGUCUGGGAUUGGGAUUCCUGGGGUCAGUAUCCCAGGAGUGGGAAUACCGGGAGUGGGGCUCCCAGGAACAUGUAACCCCACAGCGGGACUCCCGGCCAAUAAGGAAUCAGACGACUCUGGAGACGAUGAUGAUGAUGAAGAUGAUGACCUGGAGGAAGAAGACGAGGAGGACUCUGACGACAGUCUGUCAGAGUCUGACAGUAACUCUGACAGUGACAUCUCUGGAAAGAAAGCAAAGGAGUUGAAGCUGCCGUCCGGAUCCAAAAAGGAGUCCUCGUCCCGCCGGCUAAACAAAGGCGCAGAAGUACUGAACACCUCAUCCAAUCACACAGCCACCAGCUGCUCCCCUCUUAACUUGCAGGUGAUCAAGAGCCCCAUCGUCUCCAGCUCCAGUGCCUUGGCCUAUCACAGCUCUCCAGGCUCCUCCUACAGCCUGGCGUCUCCAUUAGGUUUAGUCAAAAAGAAGCGAGUGAUGGAUGAAAAGGACUUGAUGCUGCCAUUGGAGUUGGGAUGGAGGAGAGAAACAAGAAUCAAAUCAGUGGCAGGACGUCCCCAGGGAGACGUGGCCUACUAUGGUCCUUGUGGGAAGAAGCUGAGGCAGUACCCAGAUGUGAUGAAGUAUCUAUCCAGAAAUGGAAUAAGUGGCCUCACGCGUGAUAAUUUUAGCUUCAGUGCAAAGAUAAGGGUUGGUGACUUCUAUGAAGCCAGAGAAGGACCCCAGGGAUUACAGUGGAGCCUGUUGAAGGAAGAUGAGGUCAUUCCUCGUAUCUUGGCGAUGGAAGGUCGGCGGGGACGACCUCCGAACUCUGAGCGUCAGUUAGGACCUGAUGGUGCCAAAGGUCCCAGACGAAGAAAGGGACGACCCCCAAAUGUGGGAGACCCCUUAGUACCAGAGGGGCCCAGUCCUAGUGAGGUCAAGCUUUUACGCAAAUUAGAGGCACAAGAAAUAGCCAGACAAGCUGCCCAGAUGAAACUGAUGAGAAAACUGGAAAAACAAGCACUGGCGCGUGCAGCCAAAGAGGCUCGGAAACAGCAAGCGAUCAUGGCAGCUGAAGAGAGGAGGAAGCAAAAAGAACAGAUCAAGAUCCUCAAGCAGCAGGAGAAGAUCAAGCGAAUUCAGCAGAUUCGAAUGGAGAAGGAACUCAGGGCGCAGCAGAUUUUGGAGGCAAAACGCAGGAAGAAAGAGGAAGCCGCCAAUGCCAAAAUAUUAGAAGCUGAGAAACGCAUAAAGGAGAAAGAGAUGAGGAGGCAGCAGGCAGAGAUCCUAAAACAUCAGGAGUUGGAGAGGCAUAGACUAGAUAUGGAAAGAGAGAGGAGGCGGCAACACGUAAUGCUGAUGAAAGCUGUAGAAGCUCGCAAGAAAGCAGAGGAGCGAGAGCGUGUGCGGCAGGAGAAAAGGGACGAGAAACGCUUGAACAAAGAGCGUAAACUGGAGCAGAGGAGGCUGGAGCAGGAGCUGGCCAGAGAACUGAAGAAGCCAAAUGAAGAUAUGUGUCUGUCUGACCAUAAGCCUCUGCCUGAAUUCUCACGUAUCCCUGGUCUGAUCCUACCUGGCUGCGCCGUGUCCGACUGCCUGAUGUUGAUGCAGUUUCUUAGGGGCUUUGGGAAGGUUUUGGGCCUGGACUUGAAUACAGAUGUCCCCACUUUGGGCAUGCUGCAGGAGGGUUUGCUCAACGUGGGCGACAGCAUGGGCCAAGUGCAGGACCUGCUUGUCAAAAUGCUGUCCCUGGCUGUCUGUGAUCCCGGUCUGCCGCCUGGGCAAAAGACUAAGACCAUGCUUGGUGACCAUCUGACUAACGUGGGCAUAAAUCGGGACAACGUGUCAGAGGUGCUGCAGAUGUACAUGGGAGCUCACUCUGCCAACACUGAACUGGCUCCUCUGGCCCUCAGCCUCAAGACCAAGGCCUUCCAAGCCCACACGCCCGAACAGAAGGCCUCCAUCCUGGGCUUCCUCGCCAAUGAACUGGCCUGUAGCAAAGCUGUCAUCAGUGAGAUAGACAAGAGUUUGGAUCAGAUGGCAAACAUGCGGAAAGACAAGAUCAUUAUGGAGGGGAAACUCAAGAAACUGCGGACAAUCUAUGCCAAACGCACUGGGAAGCGAGAGGCCAGUGUGGGUGUGGAGGAGACCCAGUCUGUCGGGACGCCAUCCUCUGCCACAAAACGAAAGAGGAAAAUGGCCGACAGUGACGAUGACGACGAUGAAGAUGAGGACAGUGAUGAUCAGCCGGAUGAGGAAGAUGAAGAGGAGGAGGAAGAGAUCAAGAAGGUCAAGAAGACUGAAGCCUAUGAUGAGGAUGAGGUUGACCAAGCUACUAGUAUUGAAGAGCUAGAAAAGCAGAUCGAAAAACUAGCCAAGCAACAUCACCAAAUCAGACGAAAGCUGUACGAGAUUUCUCACUCCCUCCGUGCCAUGAUGUACGGACAAGAUCGGUACCGCCGCAGAUACUGGGUCCUACCCCACUGCGGAGGCGUCUUCAUUGAGGGCAUGGAAAGCGGAGAAGGUUCAGAGGAGCUGGAGGAGGAGAGGCAGAGGCGUAAACGAGUCACAGAGGAGGUCAAAGUUAAAGAUGAACCACAAGAAAUUGAACUGCAGAAGAACAAACUGACAGAGAAUGACGCACAGAAAGAAGAAAUGAGUGAAGACAAGACAGACUCUCUGUAUUACCAGCAGUCAGGCGCUGUUGUCAAGGUGUGCUCACAGCGGGACAGUAAUAACCACCCUGGGACUGAAGCUGUGAAGGAGGAGGACAAAGAGAGCCUUCACCAGAAUGGCAGCCCAAUGGGACACUCUACCACAGUAACACCUACAUCACCCACACACAAUACCUCUGAGCCCUCUGUAGCAGAAAUCCCAUCUAUGACUACUAAUGACACUACAAACUCUCCUCUUCCAUCUUCCAAUGCUGGGUCUAUCCUGUGCGCACCUGCCUCGCGGGACACCUCGGAAAAUCCCCAUACCUCCUCCUCUCCCUCUCUUCAGAUCCCAUUUCAGACCAAUGAUCAGCUGCUGCGUGUGCUAACAGAGAGAAGUGGGCAUUGGUUUAGUCUGCUGCCUCGCUCACCCUGUGACCUGUCCUCUCUCACCACGUUGCCCCCCGGAGCAUCCCGAGUGUCUCCACAAGCGUUGUCCACUCCAGCUCGUCCCAAAUCUCCAUCACCCGCACUGCCCCUCACGCCAUCGGCUGCAUCUGCGUCUGCCAGCCCCCAUCACCCAGCCACGCUUCUCAGCUACCCCCUGUCCGCACUACAGUUGAAGCCGGGCUCUUCUCUUCUGGGCCUGCCUUUUGGGAGUUGGUCCAGUGGGGUGCUCAGUCCCAGCCUUCCCUUGAGCACCAGUCCAAUGCCCUCUCACUGUCUGGAGAACAACAUGGCCGCCAGUGUGUCCAGUAAGAGCGAGUCUCCUGUUCCCCGAAUAGAAAAGCCCACCUCCAUGCCCUCUCCUGCUCUGGAGCUGCCCAAGUCACCAGACCACCCCACACCGUGGCCUAUCCCAGAAGAGAUGCUGACGGGAUGGUGGCGGGUGUCCGACAUGGAGGAUCUCAAAGCCCUGGUGGAGGCACUGCACAGUCGGGGCAUCAGGGAGAAAGGGCUCCAGCGACAGAUACAGAAAUACAUUGAGAUCAUCCCUCAGGUCUGCACCAAGCACAGAGAUGCGGCCAUGAUAGAGCUGCGUGACCUGGAGGAGAGCCAGGUGAGCGAGGAGUCAGUGCGGGGCUGGUGUGUGGAGGAACAGGCUAUGGAAAUGGACAUCGCGGUGCUGCAGCAGGUGGAGGAGCUGGAGAGGAAAGUCACUGCAGCCAGUCUACAGGUCAAGGGUUGGACGUAUCCUGACCCCCAAUCGGAGCGUGAGGACCUGGUGUACUACGAACACAAACCUCUGACCAAACCCACAGCCACCUCAGGAAAUGAUAAGGAAUCAAAGGACUCCAAAGACCCCAAGGACACGAAGGACUCGGGGAGGGACCACCCGGAGGAGCGCGGCGAGAAGGGCGGGGUGGUGCGUCACCCUGACAACCCUCUGGACAUAGCAGUGACACGUCUGGCCGAUUUGGAGCGCAACAUCGAGAGAAGGUACCUGAGGAGCCCCUUAGGUACCACCAUUCAGAUCAGGCUGGAUAAUGUGGGUACGGUCACAGUCCCUGCCCCCGCCCCAUCCACUAGUGCUGACAGGGAAGGUGGUGAGGAGGAGGUGGCGCAUGGGAUGAAGGUCUGGAGGAAGGCUCUCACUGAGGUCCGCAGUGCUGCACAGUUGGCCAUGUGCAUCCAGCAGCUGCAGAAGUCCAUUGCCUGGGAGCGAUCCAUCAUGAAAGUGUACUGUCAGAUCUGUAAGAAGGGCGAUAAUGAGGACCUCUUGCUGCUGUGCGACGGCUGUGACAAGGGCUGCCACACCUACUACAAACCCAAAAUCACCACUAUCCCAGAAGGGGACUGGUACUGCCCCGCAUGCAUAUCGAAGGCAAGCAGUCCCACACCUAAAAACAAAAAGCCUCAAAGCAAACCUGUAGCAUCCACUGGCGGUAACAAAAAGGCAGGCAAAAAGAACGGCAAGCAGACUGGGAAUGGUGAGGUGUCCGAAGAUGACACGACCAGCGCCAACAGUACUCCGAAAAAGGCAGCGAAAGACAACACCAGGAAGAGGAAGUCUGAGACAGAGAGCUCCCCUGUCCCGCCAGCAGCCAGUCAGGAGAGCCCUGCUAGUGUCAAACGGGCCAAGACUGCCAGGGACAACAACCGAGACCUGGGGCUGUGCAGGGUGCUUCUUGCAGAGUUGGAGAGGCAUCAGGAUGCGUGGCCCUUCCUCACUCCGGUCAACCUAAAAUCAGUCCCUGGCUACAAGAAGGUCAUCAAGAAACCCAUGGACUUUUCUACAAUAAGAGAAAAAGCUUGUUAGUAGCCAAUAUCAGAACUUGGAGACUUUAUCAUUGACGUCAACCUGGUGUUUGAUAACUGCGAAAAAUUCAAUGAAGACAAUUCAGACAUCGGUCGAGCUGGUCAUAACAUGAGGAAGUUUUUUGAGAAGCGUUGGACUGAGCUUCUCAAACAAACAAACUAAGACUUUAUUAAAAUAAAUCCGGUUUUAUGUUUCAAAAUGGAGCACCAGGUUGUAUGUUAUUUCAUUUGUGGAGCAUGUGGCUUUGCAGGUCGGAAAUAGUCAAUUCCUUUGUAAUAAGGAGCCGACGAGUGCUGAGAGAGAGAUGUCACCUUGAAAUAAUAGUUGUUACAGGAGGUGCGCUAGAUUAUUACACAGGGAUGAAAGCCCCAAAGAGUCCCAGAGAAUUGGGGUAUCCUAGUGCAAUACCAUUCCCUGUCUCCGAACACUGCACUGAACCAACCCUCACUCAUUUCCACUACUUGUAAAUAGUCUUUUGUUAUUUAAUCGUAUUAUAGUGAAUGUAUUUAAUUUUGUAAUUAUUUAUGAAUCAAGGUCCACUUCAUUUUCUAUGAAAAGGAAGAAUCAUCUGAACUGAAUUGAAAAGGAAUGUGUCUCUGUGUUUUAUUAUUUUUUAUUUUAGUUUUUUUUUUCUUCCCAAAAAAAGAAAACAAAACAAGCCCAAGGAAAAAAAACUGUUUAACACUGUCAGUGCUUUGGGGUGUCCGAAAAACUGUACUCAUUUGCUCACAAACUGUAAAAUUGCAUUUAUUUACAGGAACUGCAGAGGAACCAAUAGACAAUGGUGAUUCAUGUGUAUAUACUGUUUAUUAAUGUCAAUAUUAUGUCUUGUUUGGAACAAUGUGUACAAAUUGUUUAAGAAUAUUAAGAUAUUGUUUAUGCCUUAGAAUGAUUGUAGCAUUCUAUUUUAGUGACCGUGAUGGAAGCAUUAUCAUAAAUAUUGUUUGUACAGUAUAUACAUAUCCUCUGCAAACACUGUGGUAUCCUUAAUCUUGGUAGUGCCUACCCUUCCAACAGGGGCAUGUAGGGGAUGUUUUUGUUUUAGUUUUCAUUCUUACGACCAUUUUAUUUUUGAUAUAAUUUCAAUCCAACAAGGCCUCCAAAGUUGGAUGGUGACACAGAAAUCAUUCCUCACCAUAGCAGAAAAAAGGAACAAGCGAUAGGUUUGGCUUCCACUGCAUCUCCUCAUUGUCUGCCACAAUACUGAGGACCUAAGGCCAUUUGUAACCACUGUGUUGAACCUUGCUGUGUGUUGUGGCCUGAUGGAGGCAGCUAGAUUUUUUUGUACCCAAGUCAAAAGUACUUGAAGUUACUUUAUUUAAGAUAUUGUGGAAUAAAAGUAUCAUUCUUUUGUAGGAGCUUUAUUUUUCACUAGUGUGUGGCACGGACCUAUUAAAAGGAUGUUUUUCAACGUAAA